Diabrotica balteata is the source of this 4528-nucleotide messenger RNA. Lineage: Eukaryota; Metazoa; Arthropoda; Insecta; Coleoptera; Chrysomelidae. The record is from the annotation of a GenBank genome assembly.
AGUAUCAAUUUAGGUAAAAUGUAGUCAUCACGGUUUACUGAGCUCAUUCACAAAAUGUUCUGUCUUUGGUACAUUUUCUUGAUCUCCCCAAACGUUUCUCCCAUAAUCGGCGAAGAUGAUUUCAACGUUUCUUUAAGUCAAGAUUCUAAGGAAAAUGUUACUGCGCUCAUUGAUAGAUUCAAAGAAGUCUGGGCCUUUGAAGAUUGGAAAAACCUAGGAGUGUUUACCGAGGAUUACAUUCUAGAUAUCAAUUUCCAUUGGCUCGAAUAUGACCCUCCUAGUAAUUUGUGUUUUUAUGCUUCAGGAGUGUAUUAUAUUUUUCUUAUGUUUGUUGGCGUAUCUGGCAACUUUCUGGUGAUCUUCUUAUUUAUAAGAUGCAAGGCUCUGAGAACUUCAGCGAACACUCUUAUUGUCAACUUGGCAAUUAGCGAUGGACUGAUGACUCUUAAAGCGCCCAUAUUUAUCGUCAAUUCUUUUUAUAGAGGACCAGCACUUGGAGAUAUAGCCUGUCGCAUCUACGGUUUUUUUGGAGGUCUUACAGGAACAAUAUCCAUUAUAACUCUAAGCGUAAUAUCAUUCGACCGAUAUUUCGUCAUAAAAUAUCCUCUUAACAGAAGUUUCUCAGAUAUGAGGGUAAAAAUCUGCCUGCUGGUUACCUGGUUAUAUGGAGCUCUAUUCGCUUUCGUUCCUGCCCUGGAUAUUGGAUUUGGAAAAUAUACAUACGAGGGAUAUCUAACCAGCUGCAGUUUCGAUUAUCUGGCAGACGAUCCCAAAAUCAAAAACUUUAUUAUAAUAUUUUUCUUUGCAGCUUGGGUUGUCCCGUUCACCUUAAUAUCUUUCAGCUAUAUUAACAUUUGGAAAGUGGUAUACACCAGAGCCAUGUCUCAAAAAAGAAGCAGAGACUCUUUUAGGCACGUCAAAGAAGAAGACAAGAAGAAACAAGAAGUUAAGCUGGCGUUGAUAGUACUCUCUACUAUUGGAGUGUGGUUUCUUUCUUGGACUCCCUAUGCUGUAGUAGCGUUGCUGGGAGUCACAGGGCACAAAAACUGGAUAGGUCCUACAACUUCUAUGCUACCAGCGAUGUUUUGCAAAACAGCCAGCUGCAUUAAUGCCUACAUAUAUGCAUUGUCUCAUCCCAAAUUUAAGGAAGAAGUUGAGAAAAUAUGUUUUAUCUCCUUCGGAAAGAAAGAUAAAAAUAAGGUAUGGACAGAAGAAUCCAAAACAGAAAUAACAACAGUAGGCGAAAUAUGUAAACCAGACAAACCUAUCCCAGAAUACCCAGGAUCAACCCAAACUCUAUCCAUGAAUGACGUGACAUCGAUCGGUAGUCGAGAGCUGCCCGGUACUCUAAAGAGACAAGGUACUGUUGUCGAAAUGAUUUGCUUAAGACCUUCUUUUAGUAACAAGACAACGAGUUUUAGAAAGUUAGCAAGACGGUGGUCUUCAAAAGAGAAACACAAGGAUUUUAGAGAGUUAGAUGACCAUGUUGACGUAGUGAGCGUACUUUUUUGCGAACAAUUUGGAAAAUUCUCUGUUAAAUGGUUGUAUUUUUAGGUGUCGCUUCAGAAUAAAUGAAAGAAGACCAAUGUGGUAAAUUUUCAGUCUGUUACGUGGAUAAUGCUACAUAAAUUGAAAAAUCUUUAUGUCUCAUAUAUCCUUAAGGAAACAAUCAAUAAAAAAACUGGCAUCCGUCUAGGUAGUUAUGUAAUGAAACAGAUUGUACUGAAAUCAUACAAGUGGGGUUUAUCCCUUAAAUGCUAUAAGUCAAAAGUAAUUACAUAAGUAUUAGAAAUGGGUCUAUAAGACUCAUUCUUUUAUAUAAAGAAAACAAACAAAUGUUUUUUGAUAAUUUUUUUAUUUAUAAACUAAGAUUACAAAAUGAAGUACCAUAAAUGGCUUAACCACAAAUGGAAGUUAUUCUUUGCAUUUUUUGCACACUUAAACACAACAUUGUAAACAUACAGGCAUUUUAUACACUGCGCAAAUAUAGUUCGUAUUUCUGUGUUUCUUGGCUUUACAGAGAUGACAUCUCUUUCUUUUUCUAUUUUCAUUGGCUGGAGGAGGCUCAAGAACACUUAAAAAAUUAGUGCCAAGAAUAUCUGCCGCAAUAGCUCGAAUCUGUCAGGGCACAUUGGAGAUAUAUAUUCUUCUCUUCAUGUGUGUAAUGUACAGCUGGUUCCUAAAAAACUGUAAAAUAGUAGAAAAUUGAGCAGUGUAUUUUGAAUUAAAUACUGUCACUGCCAAAUCUUAAAAUGUGUCAGAUAAAUUUUUCUGUUCAACCUCAAAAAAUGGCUUCACAUGCUAGCAAAGAGCCGCUGGUCAGUUUAGUGCCAAUGUAUGGAGAUGGAUUUCAUCUAAGGGAAUGGAAAUGGUAUGGCGUAUUAAUGGCAGGUUUGUUGGGCAGACUUACCUGAAUAUUCUAGAAAACAUCAUGUUUCCCAGUGUAGAACAGUUGUAUGCAGAAAAUAAUUCUAUUCACCAACAAGAUAAUUGUACUAUUCACAUUGCAAAUAUAAUAACCCAGUGGCUCCAGAAUAACAACAUCGAAACCUUACCAUGGCCCAGCUACAGUCCAGAUUUAAACCCAAUCGAGAAUGUGUGGGUAAAUCGGUUGUAUCGGCUUAAUUUUAUACCUUAAAAUGCUGAAGAGCUGUGGCACGAUAUACCACAGCUUUGGGAAGAGCUUCCUGAAGAAGAUAAACUCAUAGUUCCUUUUACGCAGAUGAACCGAAGACUACAAGCUGUUAUCAAUGCUAAUGGAGAUAUUGUAACGAUUAUUUUGCCUACCACAUUGGGAUCAUUAUAGGAGUAUAAUCAAUUAUUAUACCCCUAAUAUAAUCACAGGGGGUACUAACAUGGAUCUCCUCGGCAAACACAACACAAGAAGGUUCUCAAGCUAUUUAAAAAAUGGACGCCGCUUACAAAAAUCUUCCUGCUGGACGAAAGAAAGGUUUUUAUUUCCUAAAAAAAUAUAAAAAAAGGAGUUCGAACCUUUUUAAAAGGAAAUAAUAACUUGGUUUAGAAAAAAAAAUUACAUAUUUAUUGUUAUCUCACCACAAACAGUUACAAAUAUAAAUAGUAAUAAUAAAUAGAAAAUAACAAAAACAAACUUACAAUGUUGCUAUCGGUUUAUAACUCUAUAAGUUGGAGAUACUAGAAAAACUUACAAUAAAAUUGUUACUGGGCUACAUUUUGUAGCCCUGAUAAAUUAUUAAAAAUGAAAAAUAUCUUUUUAAACUAUGCAUAGAAAUUAACCUUUUUAAAAACAAAACAAAACAAAUUCUACACUUAUGGUUAGGUAUGUACCAAACGUCAAAAAAAUAAAGCUAGCUGUCAUAUGUCAAUAUUAAAUUUUAAAACAGCUAGCCAUUCCCUAAUAUUUAUAAUUUUACUAAUUACAAUUUCUUAACUUGCCAUGAAAGCAAUUAUUGAUGGAAAAUAUCUAUUUUUACUUAAAAAGUUCAACCAAAAAAUUACCUGAAUUUCACUAAAUGUUAUUUCUCCUUUAAAAAGUUCUGAGGCUAGAACUAAACUCAAAAUUCAACACAAACAAAUGCAUCUCACAAAUUGCGAAAAUAGUGUGGAAUGACCUUGGACAAACAAAAUGAGGAUGGAAGCUGGGCACUGAAUUAUAUUGACGCAAUCUUCGAAACUUGGCUUUUUAAAAACUCAAAUUCUUGCUCGGAACCAUGAGGCUAUCUUUUAAAGUUGUCUGGAACGCCGUUUUACAGAUCCCUUAGGUGAGAGAUGGCACGAAACAAAACAGUGAUUACUCUGACAAAAAUUGACACAUUACGUUCGAGUAUAAUUCACUUUUUUUAUAAACAAAUUUACCGGUUACUUCAGGUUACCCACGCCGCGUCUUCUCUCUACAAUUUUUUUUCCCACCUAAAACUUGACACUUGACAUUGCUUCACGCUCCGUACCGGCUUGCUCCGUUACCUCUCACCCCUCUACCAGUCUUCGCAAUGGGCCAAUCACAAUUCUUCUCAACAACGGUCUGUAAGGAAGAUUCAACCUUAACAUGGCAUGGGUUUAAAGUCGCAGAAUUUUUAAAACGCAAAAUAUGAAUUAUUUUACUACGCAGUGAAUUCUUUCUUCGAUGAUGGAAUAUAAACAAGGACACACGAAAUUUUAUACAUAGCCCAGACACGUACCAAAUAAAUUUUAUAUCCUUGUUAUUUGUUAUUUGUAUUUUAACUUUUACAACAAGUUUAUAUGUGGCAUUAUUCUCGCAAGAGAUUGAAAAACGUACCUACAUAACAACUAAAUAGUUUGGAAAAAAUAUAAGGACAGAAGCUGAUAUAUAGAUCUACAACCUAGAAAGCAAAUUCAGUUAUUUUUGAUCACGCUAGACAAAUGCAUGCAAUAGAAACCAUAAACAAAAUAGAUAACAGGAUUGCAUUUGCAAGAAGACCGGAAGAUACUGUAAAAUGUGAAUGAAUUUGUGUAAGAAGUUUGUAUUAUUAGAAGAAAACUUUUAUAAUUGUGAAAAAACAUUAAUAAAGAUAAAAAUUGUUAAUUUUUU